This is a messenger RNA of Aureobasidium vineae, 2631 nucleotides long. NCBI's taxonomy places the organism in Eukaryota, Fungi, Ascomycota, Dothideomycetes, Dothideales, Saccotheciaceae. The record is from the annotation of a GenBank genome assembly.
AUGUCUGAGCCGUUCUCAGAUAAGGAAAAGUCCAGGAUGGAUCUGGUCGUGCACUCUUCCCGUCCCGCAAUGCCGUUCAAUGAGGAAGAUCCUGAGAUCAAGUCUGAAAUCAAGACCGAGAACAACGGACGUCUUUCACCACUGUUCGAGCCACAGGAUGUGGCAAAGAGAAGUAUCGACGAUGAAGCUUUUGGAGUCAAGAGACCGAAGCUGUCUACUGAGUCUGGUCCUCUCGCAUAUGGUGGAGGUCUAGUACGGUCGUACGUUCCUGGAACGGAAUACAAGUACUCAAAACACGAGGCUGUUCCACAACUUGAAAUGCACAGCAAGCACCAUCAAGAAGCCAUCGAGCACUUUCUCUUCAAUAUGAAAGAGAUCGCGCUGCCCGCUAUCACUCCUUACAGCAACGAGGACAAAUCAGUCAACGACACUGUUGAGUGGUUGGAGAAGCACGCCAAUAUUCCCGCGAUACCACCAACCCUUNUUGCUCUGAGUGGUAACAGUGGUUCGGGUAAAACGAGCACUCUCAAUAAUGUUCUUGGCAUGUCUGGUCUUGCCAACGCUGACGCUUCGAUGGAGAGUGUUACUCAGAACCCACAGAUCUUCAACCAUGGAAUCCCUCAGGAUAUAAUGUUCUCGGUUGAGGUCUUGUUUCUCAAUGGGCGAGCCAUUGAAAACUUGAUCAAGAGAUGCGUCACUGAUCUGGUUGCCUAUGUCAAAUCAAUGUCAGGCGAUGAAGCUGAAGAGAGUGACUACAUCCGCGAUUCGGCCGAGUCGAGCAAGCAAGUAUUCGACGACCGGUUCUCUCACCAAGAUGGACUGAAGAGUCUGGAUGAUGUCGAGGAGUUCUUGGAGACCAGAACCCUUCUUCUUCAGGAUGAUGAACAGAUUUCUGAGUCAGCUAUUGAUUCUCUGUACCAGCAGAUCAGAGAACGUGCUUCUUCCGAAGAUAUCGACUUGGACUCCCGCAAAACUAAGCUCACCGCUGGAAAUGUUGGAGAGCUUCGCGCAAAGACUGCCAGGUNNUUUUCUGAACGCGGUGCCUUCGCACCUCUUGUCAGCAGCAUUCGCGCCAAGNUUCUGAUGAGUAUUGGAAUCGCCGACUUGCCAGGAUACACGGACACGAACAUACAUCUGCGCAAAACAUCAAUGGCAUACUCAAUCAAUUGCCCAAAGGCCAUCUUCGUGGCUGAUCUGUCGAGAUGUCUGACUACCNCCGAGCUGAAGAAAAGCUUAAAAGAAACCAUCAAACUUAAGGGUGCAGAGAAUGUUUGCUUGGUUCUUCGCGGAAGAGAACUGAACAGCGACGACCAGAUUAUCACAGCUCAAGCCACAGCAGACAUUCAAGCCAUUCGACGCCAGAUUCUUGAGCAUAGGGUCACCGUCCGCGAUCGUGUCCUUACUGAUCACUUCUCUCAGAAAGAGUAUCAGAACAAGCAUGACGCUAGCAAGAUACGUGUCAUCACAGUUGUCAAUAAGUGCCAUGAGUACUACAUGGCUGGCUCCCUAUAUCACAAGGCCGUGCUUCCGUUUGACAAGACCGGCAUUCAAGAUUUGCGGGCUUAUAUGCGUGAGACUCCUAGCAGGGAUCGUGUUCGAGCUUUUGCGCGUCACUCUGCAAACUACAUCACCAAGAUGCGCCACAUUUCUAUCUGGGCCGACGGACCUAAGAUGCCUCCUCGCGAUGCUGCAAUGGCCCUGUUUGAGGAGUAUACACGUUGGGGUGUUCAGGGCUACAGAGUCUCGCUGAUGAAAUCCUCGACGCAGUACAAGAAGCUCCUGAACACGCGCUUCUCCAGCACAUGGGCGGACGCGGCUCAGACGACAAUGGACGGCUGGACUGUUGCAUAUGCAGCCCGUACCCAAGGCGUCCUCAUUCGUCAAGGUGGCAGACACAGCCCUGCUCUCAAGCGUAUGAAGACCAAGAAGCCACAGCUUGUCUCUUGGAUUGAAGACCUUCUGCUCGUUGUUGAGGACGAUGUCAUGUGUCUUCUCAAGUCAAGUUGGGAUGUUAUCAACGAGGUUGACGGAAGUAUCUGCGAGAACAUCUCUGACGUUGUCGAAAAGAUUCGCCAUGGCCUCGAAAUGCUGGACACUAUCGGAGGCGCCAACCCGGAAGGCGUUUUUGAGCUUUUCGAAGAAGAGAGAAAGUUUUGCAUCGGUGAUAUCAAGGAGUGCAUCAUUGAGCUCAAGACGAACCUGAGGUCAACCGCAAUGAAGUCUAUCGCCGACGAGCCGUGUGACGAAGACUCGCCAGUUUUUGUCAGGGAGAUGUUCAAGAUCUUCACAACCACUUUCACGAAGUUCCCACCCAAGACCAAGAACGUCACAAAUGAGCGCAUGAAGUGUAUCAAAGAACAAGUCCUUAACGGCAAAGGACCUUACAACAUGAUGUCCAACGAGAUCUCUGCUCAGAUGGUUCCGGUCAUCAAUUCAUGGGCUGACAAGACCACUACGCGAAUCGAAAAGAUGCACGCAGAUCUUCGCGAUGCUCUCUUCAAGUCCUUUAAGGGAAAGAAGAUGUCAGACGCCAGACGCGAGCAGAUUGGUCCUUUUAUCAAGGCCGCCAUGACGAAGGCUAGAGCUGUUCUUCAAGCCGAUCUCGAUGGCUAUCCGGCCGACAUCAUUUAA